Molecule: messenger RNA, 4338 nt
Organism: Xenopus tropicalis (tropical clawed frog)
Lineage: Eukaryota; Metazoa; Chordata; Amphibia; Anura; Pipidae
Gene: stk26
Product: serine/threonine kinase 26
Biological process (GO): regulation of plasma membrane bounded cell projection organization
Cellular component (GO): Golgi apparatus; cytoplasm
Molecular function (GO): nucleotide binding; ATP binding; protein serine/threonine kinase activity
Source: RefSeq, marked provisional
GCGCCCCGAGCUUGCUGAGCUUCUACCCAGGCUUUCAGUACUUGGACCUUCACCGAGAAAUGGUCACAGUGUCAGGCUGCAGACGGAUAGCCACGGAUAGCCAGAGCAGUGUUUGAGCAGCAGCGGGCAGCAGCAAUCCCCGCUCGCACCCCACCGCCAAGUCGGAGUAGGAGGCCUUGACGCCGCCCGCCAUGGCUCACUCCCCGGUAGCCGUGCAAGUCCCAGGGAUGCAGAACCACCGAGCUGAUCCUGAAGAGUUGUUCACAAAAUUAGAACGCAUUGGGAAAGGGUCAUUUGGUGAAGUUUUCAAAGGGAUUGAUAACCGGACUCAGCAUGUUGUUGCUAUAAAAAUCAUUGACUUAGAAGAAGCCGAGGAUGAAAUUGAAGAUAUACAGCAAGAAAUUACAGUGCUUAGUCAGUGUGAUAGCCCAUAUGUAACCAAGUACUAUGGAUCCUACCUGAAGGGCACUAAACUAUGGAUCAUUAUGGAAUAUUUAGGCGGAGGAUCAGCACUAGAUCUGCUUCGUGUUGGUCCUUUUGAUGAGUUCCAGAUUGCUACCAUGCUUAAAGAAAUAUUAAAAGGCCUUGACUAUCUGCACUCUGAGAAUAAAAUUCACAGGGACAUCAAAGCUGCCAAUGUACUCCUGUCUGAGCAGGGGGAUGUCAAGCUCGCAGACUUUGGUGUCGCAGGGCAGCUUACAGACACACAAAUAAAAAGAAACACCUUUGUAGGGACACCAUUUUGGAUGGCUCCAGAGGUCAUACAGCAGUCUGCUUAUGAUUCCAAGGCUGAUAUUUGGUCUCUAGGUAUUACAGCAAUAGAACUAGCCAAAGGCGAGCCGCCAAAUUCUGAUAUGCACCCCAUGAGGGUUUUGUUCCUGAUUCCUAAAAAUAAUCCACCAUCCUUAACAGGGGACUUCAGUAAACCAUUCAAAGAGUUUGUAGAUGCCUGCUUGAACAAGGAUCCCAGCUUUCGUCCCACUGCUAGAGAACUCCUGAAACACAAAUAUAUUGUGAAGAAUGCCAAGAGGACAUCUUACCUGACUGAGCUUAUUGACCGGUUCAAAAGAUGGAAAGCAGAAGGGCACAGUGAUUCAGGCUCUGAUGACUCGGAUACAGAAUCAAACAACAAAGAAAACCAUACCCACCCAGAAUGGAGUUUUACUACUGUUCGGAAGAAGCCAGAGUCAAAGACUAUGCAGAAUGGAACGGAUCAAGAUCUUGUGAAAACCUUGAGCUCUCUAUCUGCAAUAAUAUCCCCGGUGUUUGCAGAGCUUAAACAGCAAGACCGGAACAACACAGUGAGGAAAAAUGCAAUUGAAGAACUUGAAAAAAGUAUCAAUGUAGCUGAGGCCACUUAUCCUGGGAUUACUGACAAGAUGGUGAAGAAACUUAUGGAAAAAUUCCAGAAGUUUUCAGUCAACGACUCCUAAUUAUGUUCUGGUGACCAUGACAGUGCUCUAACAGAAGAGCUGAGGGACAUCCACCAAAUCUACUCCAAGCCUAGCCGUGCUUCGCUAUUUCAGCUCCUUGUGCCUUUUGGACCUCUGCUAAACACAACAUUGACCAUAAUUAAGCGUUUGGAAGGAAACAACUCCAGUUUUUUCUUCUGUUUUGUUUUUUUUCUUUUUUUUCUUUCUUUUCCUCCUCCCCAUUUUUUUCUCAGUGAUGGUGUAAAUGGUUUUAUAUUUUCAGGAAAUGAUUUUGUAAAGAUUGAUGACUUUUAUUACUGUUUCAUCUUUUGUUUAAUUCUAUAAAUGUUAAUGCUCUGUUUUUGCUCCCGGGUAGUAAGAUGUGCGAGUAACAGUAUGUUGUGGUGGUCGUGCCGCACUGUACACUGACGGAAUCUUUGUGGAUUUUUUUUUUUCUUAGAAAACCUUUAUUACUCCUGUAUUCUUUACAGAAAUCUGAAGUAGUGGGUUACAGUUUGUGAAAUACACAAUCUCCAUUUAGCAGCUGUAGAGUAAUGCAAAUGCUUGAGACACCUCUGGCUUGUGUGGACCAUGACUAUGCACUCCUUUGUACCCCAGACUUUUUUUUUUUUUUUGAUUGAUCCAUCAGAGCAUCCAUAAAGUCAGUCUUUGCUUGUCUGUUCCCUUAUUAAGCACUGACCAAUAGUUUAGUAGCUCAUACAUAUCACUACACUGCUGAUACUGUGCUCAUCUGCACACUUUUUUGUCCCACCUUCCAUCCAGUUGCUGGAGAAUCGCAUGCAAGCCUACAGAGGUUUUGCCAUGUAGAUGUAUGCUGCAUUGACAUUGCUGCUGCUUUACAGAAUGCACUUUGGCACCCUAUUUUUAUUUGCAUUUGGCAAUAUGGAUAAUGUGACAGCAGCAGUGCUUUGUGGCGUGUAGAAAAAGCAGAGAAACUUUAGUUUAACUUGAUCAUUUGCUGUCCUGCUUCUUUUGUCUUUACUGUAAGUUUCCUUUUUUUUUUAAGAAACCUUAAAGCAAUAUUUUUGUUCUGCAAAUAGUUAAUGGUAGUUAACAAAACCUUUUUCUGCCAUGAAGGCUGUUUAGUGAGUGCUCAUAUGCUGCAGAACCCUCCUGGCAGACAAAGAGUUAACUAAUAACAUACUUGCUAUGCUACAGAUGGGGUUUGAAUAUCAUGAGAAAAGCUACCCCCAUGCCAGACUACAGAGACAAUGGUUUGCACCAGCAUCUUCCUCCAAGCCACAUUUUCCAUGUAAUAUAGUCUAUUUUCUCUCUGCUUCACUUGGAUAACCACACCAUCACCUAUUUAUACUCCAGUGAACGUGUGUUUUAACUCUGUAUUUAUCAUUUCAUACCAAUAACUAAGUUGUGUAUAUCCUUUCACACUUGAUGUUUGGCAGUAAAACUCCUUUCUAAACAGCCAGCAGAACUGUAAAUGAUCAGUCCUAUAUUUAUGGUACUGCUAGAUGGGAUGCAUUCUUUCCAAGGCCCAUCUCCUGUAUAUAGAUUGAAUCGCUUGAUUUGCGCAUGUACGUCAACAUUUUUGUUUUGUUGCAGUUGGUGUAAUUUUUUUUAUAUAUAUAAUAUAUAAUAUAUAUAUAAAGACUGGAUGUGUUUAUUUUAUGAUUUUGAGGCCUGCAUAUUUUUUUGUUACAGGGGAUAUAACCCCCAAAAGUGCCAGAGACUUUGGCCCACCGUUUCUCUCCUGCAAUGUACAGCCGAUCUCUUAGGCACAAAGUUAAACCCCCUGAGAUGUCUGCCAAAUAUGUCAAUGCAGAGGUGCCCAACAGAUGUGCUGCAUUUGGACUAAUUGCCAUUACAGUGUUUAUCAUUUUAUAGAGGUGGUUAUUAUGAUCUCCCUUGGACCAGGGAGGUGGCUGUUAUUUGACCUUAACUGGCAUCCAGUGGGCUAAGAGAAGCUUAGCUCCAGUUUCUGCUGGGAUAAGCAUGCUGCAUUGCUAAGCAACAAUAUAAUGGCGUACAGCAAGCUCUGGAACUCAUUUGUAGUGGAACAGUGCAGAAUUGUGCAGACAUUCUUAUUUAAGCUUGUGGUGGUGAUGUGAUAUAGAACCCAAAAAGCAUUAUAGAAUCAUUUCAUAAAAGGUAUGAGUGUUCCAUCACCCCCUGUUAGUGUUUGCGCCACCAUUUUCGGCAUAAGGCGAAUUGUGUGGUUCCGUAUCUAUAUAUUGUAGGCAUGCCGGGCAGCUGCAGUAUGAUGAGAAUUCUUUACUCUAAACAAAAUGAAAUAACCUACAUGAGGCUUUUCAGCAUGCAAUGGAAUGAGCUGUAGUUCAGCAGUAGCCAUGUUUGUCCUUUUGUGUCUCCAGAAACCACCCUUGUGCAUCACAAGAAUAUUCUUCAGUGCAAAAGAACAUUAUAGCCUGUUUAGGUGAAACGUCUCGGACUAAAGCAAAGUGCUCCACGCCUUUAUAUUGCAGCAUGUUUAUUUCUGCUUGGUGUUAGUUAACCCUAGUCUUUCACUUGCCACAUGUGGCCGGCGUAUGCCAAGAGCGGGGAGAGAAAGAGAAGUGGUGCCUACACAACUGCUUUCACUUUUAAUUUCUGUUUUUAAUUUUAAGCAACUGUCUCUCUGUUUGCGUUUUCUGCUUUCUAACUCAAAGCUCACGUCAAUUUUUAUCUUGAGAAAGUCUGAAAAUAGUUUUUGAAAACAAUGUUAUGAAUAAAAAAAAAAUAUUUUUAUAAAUAUAUAAAAGCCGUAAGUUGUAAAUACAGUUUGAUCAGAAAGCUUUAUAAGAUAACUUCUUCUCAAAUAGACAAAAAAGAUAGUGGUACCCAUAUAUCCUUCGUAGUUAUUACUUGUAAAUCUGUUAAUAGAGUAAGCUUAUUUCAAUAUUUCAGGGGAUUUUAAAUGGUUUAAAAAUAAAUAUUUAAAUUCUGGUAAAAA